AUGAUACGUUACAGCAGGAGCAAAGGAUCGAUCCCACGACACCAGCUGGUAUUUCUCUUGGAUGAAACAUCUACAAAAGCUCCUGCAGCGCAAAAGUUCAAGAUGCAAGCAGGCGCUGGCAGAAUACAGAAGAGGGUAUUGGAGCGCGGGAAGGAAGCAGUGGGAUACAAAAGUGAAGCCCUUGGGGAGGGAAGAGGACGAUGCCUUGACACGGAGGCAGAAGAAUUGCUCCCUCAGGGUGUUGACCUCGAGUAUCACACAGGGCAUGUAGAGACAUCGCAUUUGGCGGAGGAAGCUGCUGCUGACGAUGUCUCGGGCUCUGAAGAGGGCACAGGCUCCAGUAGCAGCAGUGGUGUCAGCAGUGGCACUGCAGAAUGA
This is a messenger RNA of Durusdinium trenchii, 378 nucleotides long. The record is from the annotation of a GenBank genome assembly. NCBI's taxonomy places the organism in Eukaryota, Dinophyceae, Suessiales, Symbiodiniaceae.